AUGAGUGAAGGGUUAGCUUUAGCUUCUAUUCUAAUUUACUUCAGUGAAAUUUCCGACAAGGAAAUACGAGGAAUGUUAUGCUCCAGUGUUUCCGUCACGCUCUUCCUUGGUGUGAUGGUAAUCAAUCUGGUUGGAUCUUACUUGACUAUCAAAACUUCAUCUUUGAUUCUACUGGUAAUACCCGUAAUCAAUUUCCUCACCUUCGUUUGGAUGCCCGAAUCGCCAAAUUACCUACUGAUGAAAAGUAAAUACGAGGAAGCAAAGCAAAGUUUUAUUUCGUUCAAGGGUUCCGAAGAUGCGGACCACAGCUUGACAGUGAUCAGAACAGCGAUCGAGAAAGAAAAUUUAAGUCAAACGCAAUUCAUUUGCCUUUUUAAAAAGGACAACAGAAAACAAUUACUGGCGACUUUUGGUUUACUGUUCGCUCAACAAAUGAGUGGUAUCACCGCCUUUAGCAUCUACGCUCAAACUAUUUUCAAAGAGGGAGGUGAAGCAAUUUCGCCUCUUUUGUCGGCGGUCAUAUUUCACACCAUACAACUUACAUUUUCCGUACUAAGUGCUGCACUUGUGGACAAACUUGGGAGGAGACCUCUACUCAUAUCGUCUUCAAUUGGAUCAGCUGCAGCGUUGUUUGCUGGAGGAUUGUUCUUUUUCAUCCGAGACGUUGUCAACGUGGAUACUUCCAGGAUUUCGGUGCUUUCAACGAUUAUAUUGUUUAUAUACACUUUCACCUUUUGUUUAGGCUUACAAACUAUGCCUAACUUUAUACCAACCGAACUGUUUCCCACUACCUUAAAGGCGUACGCCUCGACCGUCUCCAACGUACUUUUGUACAGUUUAGGGGCGAUUUCCACGAAAUACUUACAAUUCACUAAAGAUAACUACGGCCUGUUUGUUCCAUUUUGGAGUUUUGCCGUAUGUGUCGCAAUCGGAUUAGUGAUAAUUGUGAAGUACCUGCCCGAAACUAAAAACAAGACAUUGGAAGAGAUUCAAAUCGAACUAAAUCAAUCACCAACGACAGGUGAAGGAAGUUCACAAAAUCCGUGA
This is a messenger RNA of Photinus pyralis (common eastern firefly), 1047 nucleotides long. RefSeq names its product facilitated trehalose transporter Tret1-like. Gene Ontology annotation, cellular component: membrane. The record is from RefSeq and is a predicted model, not a curated record. The coding region runs from base 1 to 1047 and encodes 348 amino acids. The transcript has a single exon. Gene Ontology annotation, molecular function: transmembrane transporter activity. NCBI's taxonomy places the organism in Eukaryota, Metazoa, Arthropoda, Insecta, Coleoptera, Lampyridae. Gene Ontology annotation, biological process: transmembrane transport.